UUACAUCUCAAGAGUCCAUGAUGUUGGAACUCAUACACUGGAGGAUUGGCGAGCAGGCAGGAAGCAGCAAGUAGGAUUCAGGGGUUAUUUUCAGAAUGCCAAUCUGGUGAUCAGUAGUUUUCCAAAGGGGUCAGUGUGGGAGCCAAAUUUGCAGAUGGCACUAAAUAGGCGGGAAGGCAAGUUGCACAGAAGAUGCAAACAGUUGCACUAAUCCAGGUUCCUAGGAGCAGUCCAGCACAUACUCACUGGAGAUAGAACGAGUGUGGGAAAGGAUUCACCCAUCGUACCUGAUUCUACACCAGCCAAUUCACGGUGGGGAGAGGACGUUCACCUGCUCUGAAUGUGGAAAGGAAUUCGCUCGGUCAUCCAACCAAUGAGUUCAUACCGGGGACAGACCAUUUAUCUGCUUUAGUGUGGAAAGAGAUUCACUCAGUCAUCCAAACUGAUGGCACACCAGCAAGUUCAUACUGAGGAGAGGCCGUUCUCCUGCUCAAAAUGCGGGAAGAGAUUCACUCGGUCAUCCAGCCUGAUGGUACACCAGCGAAUUCACACAGGAGAGAGGCCGUUCACCUGCUCCGAGUGUGGGAAAGGAUUUACUCAUUCAUCCAGCCUGAACUUGCACAAGAAAAUGCACACUGGGGAGAGGCCAUUUACCUGCUCUGAAUGUGGAAAGAGGUUCAUUAAUUCGUCCAGCCUGCUGAGACACCAGCAAGUUCACACUGGGGAGAGGCCGUUCUCCUGCUCUGAAUGUGGGAAGAGAUUCACUCAGUCGUCUGAGCUGUUUUUACACCAGCGAAUUCACACUGGGGAGAGGCCAUUCACCUGCACCGAGUGUGGGAAGAGAUUCGUUCAGUCAUCCAGCCUGAGAACACACCAGCGAAUUCACACUGGGGAGAGGCCCUUCGCCUGCACUGAGUGUGGAAAAAGAUUCACUCGGUCAUCCAACCUGCAGUCACACCAGCAAAUUCACACUGGGGAGAAGGCCUUCACCUGUUCUGAGUGUGGGAAGGGAUUCACUCGGUCAUCUGAGCUGCUUUUACACCAAGGAGUUCACACUGGGGAGAAGCCGUUCAACUGCUCUGAAUGUGGGAAGGGAUUCACUCGGUCAUCUGAGCUGCUUUUACACCAGCGAAUUCACACUGGGGAGAGGCCGUUCACCUGCUCCGAGUGCGGGAAGGGAUUCACUCGGUCAUCUGAGCUGCUCUUACACCAACGGGUUCACACCGGGGAGAGGCCGUUCACCUGCACCGAGUGCGGGCAGAGAUUCGCUCGGUCAUCCAGCAUGAGGAGACAUCAGAGAAUUCACACAGGGGAGAGGCCCUUCACAUGUACUGAGUGUGGGCAGAGAUUUGUACGGUCAUCCAGCCUGAGGACACACCAGCGAAUUCACACCGGGGAGAGGCCCUUCGCCUGCACUGAGUGUGGAAAGAGAUUCACUCAGUCAUCCAACCUGCAGUCACACCAGCGAAUUCACAAUGGGGAGAGGGCCUUCAUCUGCUCUGAGUGUGGAAAGAGGUUCACUCGGUCGUCUGAGCUGUGUUUACACCAGCGAAUUCACACAGGGGAGAGGCCGUUCACCUGCUCUGAAUGCGGGAAGGGAUUCACUCGGUCAUCUGAGCUGCUUUUACACCAGCGAACUCACACCGGGGAGAGGCCGUUCACUUGCACUAAGUGCGGAAAGAGAUUCACUCAGUCGUCCAACCUGCGGACACACCAGCGAAUACACGAUGGGGAGAGAUCCUUCGUCUGCUCCGACUGCGGGAAGGGAUUCGCCCGGUCAUCUGAGCUGCUUUUACACCAGCGGGUUCACACUGGAGGGAGACCCUUCACCUGCUCUGUAUGUGGGGAGGGAUUCACUCUGUCAUCUGAACUGCUUUUACACCAGAGGGUUCACACUGGAGAGAGUCCAUUCACCUGCACUGAGUGUGGGCAGAGAUUCGUUCAGUCAUCUAGCCUGCGGAUGCACCAGCAAAUUCACACUGGGGAGAGGCCCUUCACCUGCGCCGAGUGUGGGAAGGGAUUCACUCGUUCAUCCCACCUGCGGACACACCAGCGAAUUCACACUGGAGAGAAACCCUUCAUUUGCACUGAGUGUGGAAGGAGAUUCACUCAGUCAUCCACCCUGCGGACGCAUCAGCAAAUUCACAAAGGGGAGAGGUCCUUCACUUGCACCGAGUGUGGAAAGAGAUUCACUCGUUCGUCCAGCCUGAGAACACACCAGCAAAUUCACACUGGAGAGAGGCCCUUCGUCUGCACUGAGUGUGGGAGGAGAUUCAUUCAGUUAUCCAACCUGCGGACACACCAGCGAAUUCACACCGGGGAGAAGCCGUUCACCUGCUCCGUGUGUGGGAAGGGAUUCACUCGGUCAUCCCACCUACUGAAACACCAAUGCAUACACACUGAGGAGAAACAUGACAUGUGCUGAAUAUUCAACCAUCAGUGCUGCUGAAAGCAAAUGCAAGUUCUCGAGUGACCGAAGAUGUUGGAUUGUAUAUCUUUAUUAGUCACAUGUACGUACAUCGGAACACACAGUGAAAUGCAUCUUUUGCGUAGAGUGUUCUGGGGGCAGCCCGCAAGGGUCGCCACGCUUCCGGUGCCAACAUAGCACGCCCACAACUUCCUAAUCCGUACGUCUUUGGAAUAUGGGAUGAAACCGGAGCACCCGGAUUCAGUCGCUAUUGCUGCUGCUCAUUUCUCCCAGGAUUAAACCCCAGUCAUUUGGGUACAGUUGUUUUAUUUUACUGAUGGUGGUAACUCCUAUAACUGGGCUAGAGUUUAAUAUUCUGGAACCACGAUGAAUAAAUCAGUUCUGUUCUAAACGCAUUGUCUCAGGCCCUUUUGUGUCUCUCUACUGUACAUUGUGUGGUUUGCAAAGGGGCCAUUUGGCCCAGCUUGUCCCUUCUAGUGUUUCUGCUCCACACCAGCCUCUUCCCAUCUCAGCCACCAUGAAUCACAGUGUAAUGUUGAUGUAGCAUGGAAACAAGCUCUUUGGCUCACCAAGUCUGUACCAAUCGUCAAUCACCCAUUUACUCUAAUUCUC
Messenger RNA from Pristis pectinata (smalltooth sawfish), 3040 nucleotides. RefSeq names its product gastrula zinc finger protein XlCGF57.1-like. The record is from RefSeq and is a predicted model, not a curated record. Bases 446 to 2425 code for a protein of 659 amino acids. NCBI's taxonomy places the organism in Eukaryota, Metazoa, Chordata, Chondrichthyes, Rhinopristiformes, Pristidae. Gene Ontology annotation, molecular function: DNA-binding transcription factor activity, RNA polymerase II-specific; RNA polymerase II cis-regulatory region sequence-specific DNA binding. The transcript has 2 exons. Gene Ontology annotation, biological process: regulation of transcription by RNA polymerase II; central nervous system development. Gene Ontology annotation, cellular component: nucleus.